AUGCCGGAGCACUCCCUCGUACAAGUCCUGCUGCCGGGCAGUAACGACGUUCUCAUCGCCUCGAUAGCCACGAGUGCUACCAUUGGUGACCUCAUUGCAGCCCUUCUCAAGGACGGUCAUAAUGCCAAACCCCUCACACAAUCCUUCGGAGAGCACUACGAAUCCUUAGCUACCCGCUCCCUCCAAGCCUCAUCUUCGUCACCAAACUGGCUCAUCGACACACAGGGUAUCGCAUGGGGCCUGCAGCUCGUCGAAACAUCAGAUGCCAACCGCGAAUGGGCAGCGGCAGAGCUGGAAGCGCUAGGAGACGGCCUUCUCCCUACCGCCAGCCUCGUCCUCCCCUCCCUUUCUGCCCGCCAAUCCGCCUUUGCCCACACCUCGCACCUGCACUCGCCGCGGCUGCGCCUGGUGUGUGGUGCACCGGGUCUCUCUGUACGCCUCCAGUUCGCACACGUUCCAGAGAUCACAGAUGGGUGGAGCAAGAGGGUCUGGUUCCUUUCGACCUCCUCAGCGGCGAGUGACGUAGUGGAGGCCGUUGUUGAAGAGCUAGGCAUACGCAAGAUAGUGCUUCAAGGAAGCAAGAGUGCGCGCAUAGAAUACGCCCUCGCCAUGUGCUCUUCAAGCGAGGCGGCACCCAUGCCUCCUCCGCCUGCUUUGCCUGCUUCGACUUCUAUGCCCGCUUUUCUACAAGCGCUGCAGGGGCAAGGUGGCUCCUCCCGAGAUACGACUCCACUCCUCCUCUUCACUCUGUCAGCCUCUUGGCUCUCCCGCCUCGGCACGGUAGCUGUGGGCUUCGCCAAGCACGCAAAGAAGGCCAGCCCCUCGCCGAAGAAGGACAUCGCUGCUGAGCAGGAGAACAAGCCCCUUGCCGCAGCAGCGCAGCCUCCCUCGCCCUCCCCGCCGAAGCAGCGCGCGCCGGUGAAUGGGAUCCUCUCACUGUGGGGCGCAGCGAGCAUCUCCAAGGCCUCGGCGCCUGCCAUCACCCCCAACGAUGAGGAUGGCGAAGAAGACGACAGCGGAGCCUCUCUCACAAUCAAGGCCUCCCCCAAGCCGGAGAAACGCGACCUCGGAUCAGACUAUAAUGUGGCCAGCGUACGAGGAUCAGUCGCUUUCCGCAACGGCGCCGGGGCAGGCACGGGCAGCACGCCCUCGCCAAAACGAUCACAGCCCCCGGCCAAAUCGUCCACACGGCUCAGCCGAAUGUUUGAGGGAUGGGGAGGAGGAGGCAGCGCAUCAUCCUCAACGGAUGAGACACCGCAAACUAGUGUGGAUCGCGCCAGCAAACGCAUAUCAGUCAGUGGGCCGAUCCAGGCAUCUCCCUCUGCAUCCAACCCCAGCUCAGCGAUUGCGCCUCAGAUAGCGGACGACGAUCUCGCCUCGAGCUUUGAGCGACUCAUGGACGAUCUAGGCAUCAAAGGCGCCAGUCGUACAGGUAUGCUGUCGUUGCCUGAUGAUCGCAAGAGAUUCUUGAUCGCACAGAACGAGGCGAAUCGAUCGCCAAAGGCUCGGCCUCCUUCUGUGGUCUCGCCGCACGUAGAUGGAGGCGCAGGGUUCAUGGAUUCGGUCAGUCGUGCGAGUGCAGCGUGGACGAAUCGCUUCAGUAUGGCAAGCAUCACAUCUUGGGGCGCCGAUUCCGUCAGUAGCGGAGACGAGGCUACCGGGACAAGGCGGAUGAGCAUGGCUCCUAGUACCGACCAAGAAGAAGGCGAUUCGACCCACUCACCAGCGAUGGACACAAUGAGUACUGGCGGCACUUUCUGGGGUAACUGGUGGGGCGGCAGCAGCACUACAAGUCAGACGCCAGCAAGUGAGAAGACGCCUGCGGCGUACAUUCCUGCGUUAGAGGGUAAGCUCUCCCGACCUGAGCUGGUCAAGCAUCUCAUCGCCUUGCGGGUGACUCUCGCCUCCGCGAAGCUGAGCUCCAUCCCUGAAUUUGUAAGCGCUGGUGGCCUUCAAGCUCUCGAGCGUCUUCUGGGUCGCGAAGCCGGUGCGCUCGUCAAGCGCGGCACUCGCGAGGAUAUCAGCGACGCGGUCAUCGGCGAGGUGGUGAAAUGCCUGCGCGGGGUGAUGAACACCGAGAGCGGCUUCGAGGCGGUACUUGCUCGCCCCCUCCUGCUCAUCCACCUAGGUGAAGCCCUCCUCACCCCAUCGCACCGACUACGAUGCCAGCUAGCAGACGUCCUCGCCGCUCUAUGCGUGCUGAGCGCCGAGGGGCAACGCCUGGUUCUCGCCGCCCUCGCUGAGCUCAAGGUGGCCACCGAUGCCAGAUUCAGAUUCGACUAUCUAAUCGACGGUUUGCGCGUGGACGGAGCGGGAAGUGAGGAUGAGGACGCCGACAGCGAGAGCGGAUGGGACUCUGCCCCUCGAUGGGAGUAUCGCACCGCCACUAUGAUCCUGCUUAACGCGCUUGUCAACUCGCCCGAGGCCCUCGAUGAGCGGAUAGCGCUGCGCGACGAGCUUGCCCGGCGCGGCUUGAGUGAGGUCAUCGUAAGUCUGCGCUACUGCAAUCCUCCCGACUCGCUGGAGACUCAGCUCCAGGUCUGGGCGGAGGAGAAGGGGCAUGAUGAUGCGGAACUGCGUGAGGGUCGCGGGGCAAGUGGGGGCAGUCUCGGUGAGCUGGAAACGCUCCUGCUCGAUGUGAGAGACGAGCAGCCGGAGGUUUAUACUACCCUCGCGGAGGUGAUCACAGAUCUCACCGACACGCUUCGUCGCGAGCUGGACCCGGAGCUACGCCGCGACCUCCUCAUCCUGGUGGGCAAGUUCGCCGAGCAUUCAGCAGACAUGACAGAUAUGGAGGACGGAUGGCGCAAUUUCAUGCGUGCGUGGCUGUCCAGCAUCCAGCACAUCGUGGGCAAACAGGCAAUCAUUACCGCCAACCGCGAGAGUGACACUUCGAGCGUGCCGAGCAGCUUCGUCGCCGAGUUGGAGGACCUGCGCGAUCAGGUCGAGCAGCUCAGCGAUGAGAAACGACGUCUCAGCGAGGACCUGCAGGAGAGGGAGGCGCACCAUCGUGUGCAGGGCUUGGGAGGGGAGGGCCAGCCUGAGGGGAUGGCGGGGAUCAUCCAGCGACUCGUGGCAAAGGAGAAGCAGGUGUUGGAGCUGCAAGCCCAGCUUGGGGAGCGCAAGGUGGGCGGGGAGGAAGAAGCCAAGCGGGACCGACUGGAGCGCACGCGUCAGUGGCAAAACCUGAUGGAGGAGAUUGCGAGAUAUAAGGCCAUCAUGGCUGAUCAGGAGGGCAAGAUUGAAGACAAGGAGAAGGAGGUGCGAUACCUUAAGCGAGCGCUUGAGGCUGUCUACUCGCGAUUGCAGGCCGCGAGCGACGAUGAUGGUGAGGGUGGGUCUGAAGCGGAGGACGAAGUAGCGCGCAAGGAGACGCAGACCACGGGCGUGGAUGCGGGGGAGAUGGCCACGCGCAGUAUCAAAGCGUUGGCGGAGAAGGAUGACGCCUUGCGUGAGCGAGGCGAGGAGGUCAGGUCGAGAGAUAGUGAAAUUGCAGCAUUGCGCUCCGAGGUAGGCAAGCUUCAGACACAGGCGCUCGAUCUGGCGGCCGUCAAGGGCUUCUUGGCUGACCGGACGAAGGAGCUGAAGGAGGCCAGGGAGGAGGCCAGGGCCGUGAAGGAAAAGUUGUUGGAGCUGCAGGCCAGUGGACAGACACACAGGAGUGCGCCGCCACCGCCGCCGCCGCCACCGCCGCCGGGAGGAGAAAUGGCAGCUGGACCACCACCACCACCACCGCCGCCACCUCCAGCUCCUUCCGCUCCAUUCGCUGGUAACUUCGGAGCACCGCCGCCGCCUCCACCUCCGCCGCCGGGACCCCCAGGCGCAUUUGGGGGACCACCUCCUCCUCCGCCACCGCCACCACCAGGUCCUGCAGCGCUCGGCGCUGGCCCACCACCACCACCUCCUCCUCCUGGUGCACCUGGCCCUCCCCCUCCGCCUACUCUACGCCCAGCAGCCCCGCAAAUCCCGCAGCGCAAACGCAAGCCUCUCUUCUGGAACAAGGUUCGCACGCAAGGCCAGACAGUCUGGUCCGAGCUACCCGCAUCGCAAGAGGUCACGGUCUCCAUUGCAGACAUCGACGAUCUCUUCGCCGUAGCCCCAGCCAAGUCUGCCGCCUCCGCCGCAAAGAAGGCUGCCGCCCCCGCGAUGACCACCCUGCUGGACUUGAAUCGCGCUCAGAAUAUUGCCAUUGUCCUGAGCCGUAUCAAGCUCACCCUGCCGCAACUGCGCCACGCCCUGCACACGGUCAAGGGCAGCCGACUGACCCUCGACUACCUUAAAGCUCUCAAGCAGUGUGUCCCGACGGCCGAGGAGGCAGAGCUGGUGCGCAACUACUCCGGCUCCUUCUCACGGCUAAGCAAAGCUGAUCAGCUAUUCAAGGAGCUCGAGGGGAUCCCUCGCCUAGAGCAGCGACUCAGUAGCAUGCUGUACAUGCGCAAGUUCGAGCUCGAGAUGGAGGAAAUCAAGCCAGACCUCUCGGCCUUGCGCGAGGCUACCGCGGAGAUGAAGAAGAGCGACAAGUUCAAGAAGGUGCUUCAGACCGUGCUUGCCAUCGGCAAUGUUUUGAACGCUUCGACCUUCCGUGGUGGGGCGGCCGGGUUCGCCUUGGGCGACCUGCUCAAGUUGAAGGACACGAGACCAAGCACGCCGAGAGAGGGGACACCAACACUCUUGCACUUCCUGGUCAGGCAACUCAACAAGGCGGACAAGGAAUUGGUCGGAUUCCUCGACGAGUGCGGGAAUGUCGAGGCUGCGAGUCGGCUGAGCACGCAAGGAUUGGGGGCGAGCGUACAGAGCUUGUCGCUCGGCUUUGAUGCAUUGCGCGAGGAGGUCAAGGUGCUGGAGUCGGCGCGUUGCACGGCGGAGGAUGACGGGUUCCUUCCCGCCGCUCGAGCCUUCAUCGCCCAUGCUGCACCGCAGAUCGAGGCGUUGCGUUCUGCCUCUACCUCGAUCACGGCUGGGCUGAGCGAAGUUGUCGCGUACUUUGGCGAGGACCCUGCAGCAAUGAAGGCAGAGGACUUCUUCAACAUCGUCUCCUCUUUCGGCCAGGCACUCAUGCGUGCAGAGGUGGAUGUAAUCGCUGCGGACCGCAAGAGGGUAGAGGAUGAGGAGCGCAAGAAGCGAAUGAGGGAACGCGGCCUGGGACCAGGACCGAGGAUCAAGUUGCCCGAGCCUGUUGGGCCAGAGGUGCGCGGUCCUCUCGCUGCUGCUGGUGCAGCCUCGCCGAGUGAUCUGCUUGCAGCUGCGGCGGCUGCCGCCUCCAAGCUUGGCGAGGACUCGGAUGAUACAACACCGACGGGGACUCUCCCUGGUGGUCGAUCCUGGGGACGGUCAGCUGCCGCAACCCUUGCUACAGUCGGCGAAGGUGGCGAAGAGGAAGGGGAUUUCGAGCCGCCGCAGCGACCUGGUGGCGGCGCAGGGAACAACUCUCUUCGUCGUGGACGUGGUGGACGUGGUCAGCUCGAUGCGGCAAUCAAGGAGCUGCGUGCGGGGGUGGUCAGGCCGACGGCACCUUCUGCGGCGGCAGGUGGCUCGCUGAGGCGUGGCGGUACGUUGCGGAUGAAGGAAGAGGAUUACGCAUCGAUCAGUGGGAGAAAGAGCUUCAAGAUGGGGGCGACCGACGUGAGGACUACGAGACCGCUCAGUCGGGUCUUCUUGACGGGGGAUUGA
This is a messenger RNA of Jaminaea rosea, 5670 nucleotides long. RefSeq lists its product as hypothetical. Gene Ontology annotation, biological process: actin cytoskeleton organization. The transcript has a single exon. Bases 1 to 5670 code for a protein of 1889 amino acids. The record is from RefSeq and is a predicted model, not a curated record. NCBI's taxonomy places the organism in Eukaryota, Fungi, Basidiomycota, Exobasidiomycetes, Microstromatales. Gene Ontology annotation, molecular function: small GTPase binding; actin binding.